GCUCGCACUCCCUCCUGGGCACCGCAUCCCUGGCAUCAGGACUAGUCUCUAUCUCUGACCCGUCUUAUCGCAUCUCCGCCCACACCGGUCUCUGUUUCCUAUCAGCUUAUCUUUCCCCACCCCUACCGCUCCACCGCCACCGGCCACCGCCCUCCACUCCUUAUCAAAGUCACCAUGUCAGACAUUGAAAAGGGCAUCGAACCCGUCGAAGAUGGCAAGAGAUCCAGGUCCUCCGGCUCAGAAGCCUUCGAGGGCCUUCCCGCCGUAGACCCCGGAGUGUACUCUGGCCGACACGAAGUCGGAGAACCCACCGGACGAUGGGCAAAGUUUGACAGAUGGAACAGGGCCUUGGAGCAGAAGAUGGGUAUCGAGUCGAGAGGUAUCGAGCGUGUGUCCGAGUCGGAUCGAACAGACAAGAGACUGUAUGGCAACACCUUCGUCUGGAUGUCUGCCAACAUGGUCUUGCCCACCUUCGGUAUCGGAAUCCUCGGUCCCCUCCUCUUUGAACUUGGUCUCGGCGAUUCGAUGCUGGCCAUCCUCUUUUUCAACGCUGGAACCGCUUGUAUCCCAGCCUUUAUGGCUACUUUCGGUCCCAAACUCGGUCUCCGACAGAUGACUUCUGCCCGAUUCUCUUGGGGUUUCUACGGUGCCAAGUUGGUGGCCUUGCUGAACUGUAUCGCUUGUGUUGGCUGGUCCAUCGUCAACACCAUCACUGGUGCUCAAACCCUUGUCGCCGUCUCGGAAUACAAGAUCUCUGAUGCCGUCGGUACCGUCAUCAUCGCCAUCGUCACUCUCGUCAUCGGUCUUUUCGGCUACAAGUUUGUCCACACCUACGAAAGGUACUCUUGGGCGCCUACAUUCGUCACCUUCCUCGUCAUGGUCGGUAUCGCCGCCAAGCACCUUGUCAAUGUCCCCAUGGGUGUUGGACAAGCCGAGGCUGCUGGUAUUCUCUCUUUCGGUGGUACCAUCUUUGGCUUCACCAUCGGUUGGUCUAGUCUGUCCAGUGACUUUAACGUCUACAUGCCGUCUGAGGCCAAGUCUCGAGCCGUCUUUGGCUGGACCUAUCUUGGUCUGAUUGUCCCUCUUCUCCUGGUCGAGUGGCUCGGUGCCGCCAUCGGUGCUGCUGCUACUGUCUACACCCCCUGGGCCGAGGCUUAUGCCGAGCACGAGCUUGGUGGUCUUGUCGGCGCCGUCUUCAUUCCUCCCAUGGGCAAUGGUGGUAAAUUCUUCAUGACCCUUCUCGUCCUCUCCGUCGUUGCGAACAACACCGUCAACGUCUACUCUAUGGGUUUGAGUGUCUCUGUCGUCGCCAACUGGCUCGCCGCCAUCCCCCGACUUGUCUGGCCGUUCGUCAUCACCGGCAUCUACAUCCCCAUCGCCAUCGUUGGCGCCAACCACUUUGCCGAUUCCCUCGAAGACUUCCUCAACGUCCUCGGUUACUGGCUCGCCAUCUACGCCACCGUCGUCAUUGAGGAACACAUCAUCUUCCGUAAACGCAACUAUGACAACUACCACGCUGCCGAAAGCUGGAACAGGUCAGACAAGCUGCCAAUCGGUCUUGCCGCAAUCUUUGCGGGAUGCUGUGGUGUUGCUGGUGCCGUUCUGGGUAUGGCCCAGGUCUGGUACAUUGGCCCUAUUGGCGCCAAGGUUGGUGGCACUGCCGACCCCUACGGUGGCGAUAUUGGAUGGAUCCUCGCCGCUGUGUUCACUGGUAUCGUCUACCCCGGUGCUCGAUUCCUCGAACGCAAGUGGACCCGCCGCUAGUCUCGUCACAUUAUCCUUUAGUGUCUUUAGAAGGGGGCUUUCAUUUCGGUCUUUUACAGAUUCAUUUUUCGCUCUCCAUUUGAUUUCUCUGUGCUAGUACAUACCACCGUUGUCGAAGGGUGAAAUGCCUGCUCAAGAUCCUCAAAAUUACACUCAACAUAAUCACAGGGACCGAAGAGUAUAGGGUGGGGAUGUCUUUUGCUUUUAUUCUCGAUGCAUUUGACAUAAGCUCUUCA
This is a messenger RNA of Cryptococcus amylolentus CBS 6039, 2000 nucleotides long. RefSeq lists its product as hypothetical. The transcript has 7 exons. Gene Ontology annotation, molecular function: transmembrane transporter activity. Gene Ontology annotation, biological process: transmembrane transport. NCBI's taxonomy places the organism in Eukaryota, Fungi, Basidiomycota, Tremellomycetes, Tremellales, Cryptococcaceae. The record is from RefSeq and is a predicted model, not a curated record. Bases 175 to 1764 code for a protein of 529 amino acids. Gene Ontology annotation, cellular component: fungal-type vacuole membrane; plasma membrane.